Micromonas commoda is the source of this 1266-nucleotide messenger RNA. RefSeq names its product Drug/Metabolite transporter superfamily. Bases 1 to 1266 code for a protein of 421 amino acids. The transcript has a single exon. Lineage: Eukaryota; Viridiplantae; Chlorophyta; Mamiellophyceae; Mamiellales; Mamiellaceae. The record is from RefSeq and is a predicted model, not a curated record. Gene Ontology annotation, cellular component: endosome; Golgi apparatus; trans-Golgi network. Gene Ontology annotation, molecular function: antiporter activity.
AUGCGGCGAUCGGGCGCGUCCGCCGCGUCCGUGGAGGAUGGGGACGGGAAAGGAACGAAAAGGGUCAGGUCCGAGGCGGACGUCCGGUGGAUGUACUACGCCAAGGCGUUGACGUACCUCCUCGCGUGGUCGCUGGUCUCCGGUCUGAUCAUCAUCCUCAACAACUGGAUCCUUCACUACGACCACUUCCCGUUCCCGAUCACGCUCUCGGCGUCGGGGCCGCUCUUCUCGUGGCUUGUCGCCGCGACCUUGGUCGCCACCGGGCACACCAAGCUCGAGCGGCGGAUGACGUUCGGGCUGUGGCUUCGCAACAUCUUCCCCAUCGGCUUCUUCACCGCCAUCACCUACGCCACCGGAAACGAGCUGUACAUGUUCCUGUCGGUGUCGUUCAUACAGAUGAUGAAAUCGCUGUCGCCGAUCGUGGUGUUGUUCUUGUUGGUGCUGUUUCGGCUGGACGUGCUGACGCGGGAGAAGCUGGCGGGAGUGCUGAUCAUGUCGGUGGGGAUGAUAAUCGCGUGCUUCGACGAGCCGACGUUUUCAAUGUGGGGCAUCGCGCUCAUGGUCGUGGGCGAAGCCGCGGAGGCGAUGCGCAUGGUGUUUUUCCAGCACCUCCUCGGCCAGCAGCAGUUUGGUCUCAUCGAAGGCCUGUUCUACACGUGCCCGGCGAACUUUUUCUUCCUCUGCAUCGGCAUCGCCGUCUUCGAGGAAAAGUCCCUCACGGAACCGGAAAAUUACGGUCGCGUGGUGAACAACCCGCUGCCGUACGUGGUCGUGUCGUGCAUGGGAUUCGGGGUGAUUCUCACCACCCUCGGCGUGAUUCAGACGUGCGGGUCGCUGACGUUCAAGGCGGCCGGGCAGGUUCGAAACGUGGGCAUCGUGUUCGUCAGCAUCGUCAUGUUCGGCGACGUGGUCACGGCGCAGCAGGCGUGCGGGUACGCCAUCAACUUGAUCGGCUUUUUCAUGUAUCAAUACGUGAAAUCGAGGGAGGACCUGGCGGCGCUGGAGGCGAAACGGGUGGAGGCGAUGGGCGGUGGUGAGCCGGGGGGUGGUGAGAGCGGCGGGGCGUCGGCUGGCGAAGGAGGCGGCGGAGGCGGCGGGGGCGGUGAUGAUGACGACACGCGGCCGCUGUUGCGCGGGGGCGCCGGCGACGACGAUUACGGAAGCGGCGGUGGCGCGGGUGGGGGCGCGGGGCGGUCGGACGCGGACUCGACGCCCCUGCGGCGGAUGCCCAGCACGCCGGUGUUCUCCAACGUGGCGCACAGAUAG